CUAGCCGCUUUUCCUUACUCUCUUUUUCAUCGACUCCUUUCCACAUCCAUUUUCUCCUCUGAUGCCCUAGCCUCUUUCUCACCAUUUUCCUUAACAAUCUAAGAAAGAGGAGUUAUGAAAGGUCUUGAAGCAAACCCCAACUCAGGUGAAGAUUGGCCAGAUCCACUUCCUAAAGGAUGGGUCCUGAAGAAAUAUCGUAAUGGCAAGUAUCGAGCACAUAAUGAGAGGACUGGGCAAACGUUUCAUACCAAGAAGGAUCUCCUUCGCUAUGUGCAUUAUGCAGAAACUAUACUUCCUCUUUAUAAUGAAAGGGAUAAUAAAAUCAACCAUGAAGCCUUAACUAGACAUGGUCCACCCAAAGCUAUUGGCCAUCAUAAUGAAGGUGUGUCAUACAAAAUUUCUGAUGAUGAAAAAAAUAUGGAGUCUGAUGAUGAUGAUGAUGAUGAUGAUGGUAUGUAUAACGGUAUUGAUUUCAGCCAAGGUAUUUGGAGCGUUGACGUUGAGAUUAUUGAACGCAAAUUAGACCGUUCUAUUGAUAGUGGUCUUAUUUCCACAAUUGAUGUGCAAAAUACACUAAGUGAAUCAGUUAAUGAUACUGACACUUUUCCAGCAUUAACAAGUCAUGGUCCACCCAAAGCUACUGAUCAUAAUGAAGGCAAUUCAUACAAAAUUUAUGAUGAUGAAAAAAAUAUGGAGAAAGCUUCUAAUGAUGAAGAAGGUAGUAUAGAUGGGGGGUUUAAUGGUGGAUGGGGUAUGCUUGUUGAGCUUGAUGAAGGAAACUCAGAAAGCACUAUUGAGAAUGGUCUUAGUUCUGUAAUAGAUGUGCAAAAUACAUCAAGUGGUUCCAGUAGUGAUACCAAUAAGGUUGCCAGCAAAGAAGAAGAUGAAAAUUGAAGGGCCACAAAAAUAGAAGACCUCAACAUCAAAAUAAUGUGAAAUGCCUUAAAAGUGUUUCUAGUGACUUUGUUUUGUUAUGACAAGUGUUUUAAAGAUUUUACAAAUUUAUCAUGACAUUUUGUUUUAUAUCUUAUGUUUGUUUUAGCAAUCGUGUUUCAUUUCCUUAGUAUAAUCAUAUUUUAGACAUUUUAUUGAUUUA
Messenger RNA from Vitis vinifera (wine grape), 1096 nucleotides. RefSeq lists its product as uncharacterized. The transcript has 5 exons. The record is from RefSeq and is a predicted model, not a curated record. Bases 115 to 894 code for a protein of 259 amino acids. Lineage: Eukaryota; Viridiplantae; Streptophyta; Magnoliopsida; Vitales; Vitaceae.